Anopheles coluzzii is the source of this 1647-nucleotide messenger RNA. RefSeq lists its product as uncharacterized. The transcript has 3 exons. Bases 596 to 1522 code for a protein of 308 amino acids. NCBI's taxonomy places the organism in Eukaryota, Metazoa, Arthropoda, Insecta, Diptera, Culicidae. The record is from RefSeq and is a predicted model, not a curated record.
GAGUGGUUUAUUUGUGAUUUUCAACAAUUUCAGGUGGAAUUCUACCCACGAAAGGAGGUUGCUUCAACGAAUCAACGAACAUCACUAACCACGGUCAACUGUCACGUGCAGCUAGGCUUGUGUGGCGUUGUCUUAGCAACGGUUUUGCUGCUUGACGCUCUCUGGUGGCGAUUUGGUAAACUAUGCAUCGUUCUCGCUCGAUCGGAUCUCUUCUGCAUAUCACAGCAUUUGUACGAGUGAAUUCCAAAAUCCAGAUGAAAAUCAACCACUUCUCAGCCGAAUCAAUGUUUAAUAGUAGAAAAGAGACACAUCUAUCGCAUCUUUCGAGCUCUUCCAGCAUGUGGGAAUAUCUUCGGGUCGCACCAAAUCAAACAAAGACGGUGAAGAAGAUACAGCUUGUUUGAACAAUCAAUGUUCUCAUGUGGAUGUCUGUGCGUUUCGUGCUCUUGUCUUUCUUUUUGGGAAAGUUGUAUCAACUGUUUUGCUAGCCAGAUUUUCUACUACCCUUGCCGACAGACUGUUGGAUGGAUUUAGUCGCCUAUCAUCAUUUCGACCGAGAGGAGAUAUUACGCACGGCACACUGUAGUUCCUAAUCAUGACGCGCCGUUCUCUACUCUGGUUUGCCCUAUCGUUGGCAGUGCUUGCCAUCAACCUGCAAGAUGCAUCCGCCCAGCUGGACAACGCGAUCGUCAGCAAGCGCAGCUCGAUUAACUCCACGCUCGUCUCCUUCUCCAACAACAUCGUGAACAAGGUGAACGAUUACUCGAACAAGUUCGUCAGCCUGCGCAACGAUAUGUCGUUCCAUCUGAAGAGUUCCUCGGAAACGAUCACCCAGUUCCUGACGAGCGAAAGCAUCAGCCAGAAUGCACUGCUCGCGCUGGACGUGCUGCAGAAGUCGAGUUCAACGCUGCAGUCGAGCUCGUCGGCAUCGAUCACGGUGUCCGCCAGCUUCUCGUCCGUUGGGACGUGUAUGAACACCAAAAUGCAAGCGUCCGUCAGUGCGACGUUCAGCGCAUUCAGCACGGCACAGUCACAGUACUUUAGCAUCAUCACCAGCUCGUCCUCCCCGUUCCUGUCCACCUGCCGUUCGCGGUUCUCCAACACGGCCCAGGACUCGGUCAACCAGGCGGGCGAUCGUUUCCAGGACUGUCUGAACGAUGAAAACAACGAGCAGGGCCGUGUGUCCUGGAUCAUCAACAACUUCGUGACGCUCAUUAAGCAAAACUAUCAGGCUCUGGGCAACCAUGUGCGCUCCUGCGCCAGCCUCGGCUCACCCUCAUCCCGGGAGGAAGUGCAGGCUGAAAUCAAUGCCUGUUACAAGGGGAUCUCGAUCUACGUGGGCCCGAUUUACGAGGCGACGAUCGCACAGCAGUUCACGCUGAUCAACACGAUGAUGCAGCUGGAGGUGGUGGCAUCGAACAAUCGGGUCAAGACCUGCAUCAACCAGGUCGCCAAAACGUACACGGCAAUGGCGGAGGGAAUUGUGCCAUCGCUUAACACGUGUCUAUCUACUGGCCAGUAAUGGAGAGGGGCAGCCACAACCAAUAGCAGCAGUAGCAGCAGCAGCGUUUGCAACGGAAGCAGCUGAAUAUAUAUGUUUCUUCUUUGUUGUUUUAUAGAUAAGAAAUAGGAAAAAGAGUCAAAAAU